Molecule: messenger RNA, 3359 nt
Organism: Panicum virgatum (switchgrass)
Lineage: Eukaryota; Viridiplantae; Streptophyta; Magnoliopsida; Poales; Poaceae
Product: phosphate transporter PHO1-2-like
Exons: 15
Coding region: 599-2998 (799 amino acids)
Biological process (GO): cellular response to phosphate starvation; phosphate ion transport
Cellular component (GO): plasma membrane; cytoplasm; Golgi apparatus
Molecular function (GO): inositol hexakisphosphate binding
Source: RefSeq, a predicted model, not a curated record
AACAUGAACUGCAAGCUCGAUCUCCACUAGAGGCAAGCGAGCAAGCACGCAUCCGCAGGCCAGCUGGCCGCUUGUUUCCCUUUAGAUUUCCCCUUUAGUUACCUUUCUCUCUCUACCGAAUAUUGUUAUCCCCCCGGCUGUUGCAGCACCACUACUCCGUCUGCUCUCCCUCUCUCUUGCAUUAAUUUAUGCAUACACGAGCUCCAUCUCCACUACAACGUUAACAUGCCUGGUAGUCGUUUCUCAGCACGUACUACCUAAUAUUGUUACCUCCUUAGCUGUUGAAGCGAUCGAGCUUGCUAAUUUGCAUAAAUACGGGAGCAGAGGAGCCGGGCGAGUUGAGGACCGCGCCUCCUUCCUCCGAUCCGCUCUCCUCCAUCUAUAUAAGCAGGCAGGGUUGCUUCCGCCACCACCCCUGCCCCCCGUCCCUGUCUCCCGGCGCCGCGCUCCGGCCGGCCGUUCGAUCCACCACACCAACAUGUGAACAAACUGCUAUCACCUCGAUCCGAUCCUCCGCUCCUGCAGCACUGCAACCAAGGUCGAUCGAGCUAGCUAGCUAGCGUAGCAUAUAUACGGCAGUGCCGGCAGGUGGCGGAGGAUGGUGAAGUUCUCGCGGGAGUACGAGGCCAGCAUCAUCCCCGAGUGGAAGGCCGUCUUCGUCGACUACAAGUGCCUCAAGAAGCUCAUCAAGAGGAUCAAGAUCGCCCGCCGCGACGCCGGCCCGCCGCCGCUGCUCGCCGCCGGCGAAACCGGAAGCAGCUAUGGCUUCUCGGUCCUUGAUCCCGUCCGCUCCAUCGCCGCCCGCUUCGCCGCCCAUCAUGCGGCGGCUUCUUCACCAGAGGGCGAGGAGGAGAGCUUGGAGUCGGAUUCAGGGGAGCUCGUGCGAUCCACGGACAAGCAUGAGCAAGAGUUCCUGGAGAAGGCGGACGAGGAGCUGGACAAGGUGAACAAGUUCUACGCGACGCAGGAGGCGGAGCUGCUGGCGCGCGGCGACGCGCUCAUCGAGCAGCUCCGCAUCCUCGCCGACGUCAAGCGCAUCCUCGCCGACCACGCGGCGGCGUCCUCCCGCCGCGGCCGAGGGAGGGCGCUCGGCCGGGCCAACUCCAUGCCGCCGCCCUCGCCGUCCGUGAACGGGUCCAGCGGCCGCCACCUCCUCUCCGGCCUCGCCUCGCCGCAGUCCAUGUCGGAUGGGAGCGUGGAGCUGCAGCAGGCGCGGGUGGCGGAGGGCGCGGCCGUGGCGGAGGAGGUGAUGGCGGCGCUGGAGCGCAACGGCGUCAGCUUCGUGGGCGGCGGGCUGGCCAAGGCCAAGAAGGACGGCAGCGGGAAGCAGCUCAUGGGGCGGGCCGCGCUGCUUCAGCUGCCGGCGACGGUGCGGAUCGACAUCCCGCCGACGAGCCCCGGCAGGGCGGCGCUCAAGGUGUGGGAGGAGCUCGUCAACGUGCUCCGCAAGGACGGCGCCGACCCCGCCGCCGCCUUCGUCCACCGCAAGAAGCUCCAGCACGCCGAGAAGAACAUCCGCGACGCCUUCCUCGCGCUCUACCGCGGCCUCGAGCUCCUCAAGAAGUUCAGCUCUCUCAAUGUAAAGGCUUUCACAAAAAUAUUGAAGAAAUUCGUCAAGGUGUCAGAGCAGCACCAAGCCACGGACAAGUUCUCAGAGAAGGUGAAGAGGUCGCCAUUCAGCAGCUCCGACAAGGUGCUUCAGCUCGCGGACGAGGUGGAGUGCAUCUUCUUGAGGCACUUCGCCGGCAACGACAGGAAGGUGGCCAUGAAGUACCUCAAGCCGCAGCAGCCCAGGAACACCCAUAUGAUCACCUUCCUCGUAGGCCUGUUCACAGGCACAUUCGUGUCGCUGUUCAUCAUAUAUUCAGUCCUAGCCCAUGUCGCCGGCAUUUUCUCAUCUACCGGAAGCCCAACCUACAUGGACAUAGUCUACCAUGUUUUCAGCAUGUUCGCACUCAUCAGCCUGCAUGUUUUCCUGUACGGCUGCAACCUCUUCAUGUGGAAGAGCACCAGAAUCAACCACAAUUUCAUCUUCGAUUUCUCCUCCAGCACCGCCCUGACGCACAGGGACGCCUUCCUCAUGUCGGCAUCCAUCAUGUGCACCGUCGUUGCAGCACUGGUCAUCAACCUGUUCCUCAGGAAUGCCGGCGCAACCUACACCGACGCAUUGCCCGGGGCACUCCUAGUUCUGUCAACUGGGGUUCUCUUCUGCCCAUUCAACAUAUUCUACCGCUCGACGCGCUACUGCUUCAUGCGUGUCAUGCGCAACAUCAUAUUCUCACCAUUCUACAAGGUUCUGAUGGCUGAUUUCUUUAUGGCUGACCAGCUAACCAGCCAGAUCCCAUUACUAAGACAUAUGGAAUUCGCAGCAUGCUACUUCAUGGCUGGAACCUUUAGGAAUCAAGCAUAUGAGACUUGCACCAGCAGCCCACAAUACACACACCUGGCCUAUGUGAUUUCCUUCCUACCUUACUACUGGAGAGCAAUGCAGUGUUUAAGGAGGUACCUGGAAGAAGGUCAUGACAUCAACCAACUUGCUAAUGCUGGAAAGUACGUAUCAGCAAUGGUUGCAGCUGCUGUGAGGUUCAAGUACGCUGCAACUCCGACACCACUCUGGAUGUGGAUGGUAGUCAUUUCAUCCUCAGGCGCCACCAUUUACCAGCUCUACUGGGACUUUGUCAUGGACUGGGGUUUCUUAAACCCCAAAUCUAAGAACUUAUGGCUUCGGGAUCAGCUCAUCCUGAAGAAAAAGUCGAUCUACUAUGUUUCCAUGAUGCUCAACCUUGCGCUGCGUCUAGCCUGGGCUCAGAGUGUAAUGAAACUCCAUCUUGGACGGGUGGAGUCUCGCUUGCUGGAUUUCUCACUCGCCUCACUCGAAAUUAUACGACGAGGGCAUUGGAACUUCUACAGGCUAGAGCAUGAACAUUUAAACAACGCUGGAAAGUUCAGAGCAGUGAAGACUGUCCCAUUACCAUUCCGCGAACUUGAAACUGAUUGACAAAGACAAAAGAACUUGCCAUCAUGCUCCCAGUAUAAAGGGAAUUCAGGGGAAGAGCUCCAAGAACUGGUGUCUGAGGGAUAAUAAAGUAAUCUGAGAGCAUAACUGCACAAGACCAAGACGUUGCGGAUUUAAGAUGGAAUAAGCUCAGACGAUGCAUUGUAAUGAGAGUGUCAGGGCUAGAAACAUGAGGCAUUGUGAUCAAGAAAGAUAGGGCCGAUUCCUUAUUGGUCGAUUGAAUAGUGUCCUGUGUUAAUCGACUAACAAGAUCUUAACUUUGUCAAUCAUUAAGCUAUGUAUGUAUCGAAUUGUAAACUCCUGGGCGUCAAGCAUAAUUUGAACAAUGAUUCUGUAAAUGCAA